Pseudovirgaria hyperparasitica is the source of this 3150-nucleotide messenger RNA. RefSeq lists its product as uncharacterized. Gene Ontology annotation, cellular component: cytosol. Gene Ontology annotation, molecular function: Hsp90 protein binding; telomeric repeat DNA binding. Lineage: Eukaryota; Fungi; Ascomycota; Dothideomycetes; Acrospermales; Acrospermaceae. The coding region runs from base 221 to 3085 and encodes 954 amino acids. The record is from RefSeq and is a predicted model, not a curated record. Gene Ontology annotation, biological process: protein stabilization; telomere maintenance via telomerase. The transcript is spliced from 6 exons.
GGAGCGGUCGCUUUAUCGAUAACGUCACGUGCUCACGCGUUAAUGUGAAGUCUUGAAGUUGAUCGUUUUAUCUUCUUCGAAAUUUCUAUUCACAAAUCGCUUACUACUAUCAGCGCUUUCCGGACAUACCAAAAAGCUGUUGACUUGCAGGAGCGUACCCCAGAUCGCGUACCCAGAUAUUAGUAUAUGACAUCGAGCUAUUGAUGGCGUUAAGGACAACAUGGAUGACUUCCUUACGCCUGUCACGGUGACUAAGAGAGAUAAUAGUAGGGCCUUGCAUAAUACUCCAGUCAAAGCCACUGUCAAGACCAUCACCUCACCUCAGGAUGCUCUGGCAAUACUGCGCGCUCAACCUGAUAUUCAUGCUUUGGAAACAGUGCUGGGAUGGCUCAACAACGAUCAGCCAGACUUCUCAAUGGCUGAUCCGGCUCCAUCUUCAUCUCAGAUCAUAUAUACCCUUGUCAAUUCCACUCUUCCAGACUACUGGCAGACUCUCGUGCAGUCCAGAUCAAAGAAUGUCCCGAUCUUAGUGGGAGUGCUCCGCACUGUGAGCGGCUUAGGGGCUUUGCUUGCUCGACUAAGAACACUUAUUACUCAGAGAGGACAGAAAGACGAGCCCAGAAACGCGGAAAUCACAAGGCAGCAUCUCGAGGACGCGGUCUCAAUUCUUGCCAGCGUACUCGAUGGCAAUCAAACUUCCAGAAAGAUAUAUGACUCUCUACUAUGUUCGGUCAAGAAUGAUAUGAGACGUUCACUAGCGUGGAAGGAGUACAUCGCACAGAUCGCUGGUGGAAAGGUCUUGUCUGUCGUGGCCCAAGCGGAAGAAAUACUAAAGAAGGGCUCAAAGCAGUAUGACGGCUCUUGGCUCGCCGACGGCACUCGUUUUGCCGCAUGGUUGGGGCAUAACAUUGCUGUAAUGGUCUGCGCGGUAGAAGGAGAAAACCGGGCAGAUAUACAGAUGGCAGCUGCUCGGUUGACUGGCAAGGCAUUAAGUCUUGGGCAUCGAAAUAGACUGGUGAAGGAAAUAAUCUCCAUGGCUCUUGAGAACGGAAACCACAUCUCGUUAUCAGGCUGGAUUCCCAAACUGCAGAACAAUGAACAGUGCCGUUUUCUUGAUAGCUGCCUGUCGGACAGCAUUCCACAGCUCAUGGAAGCAAACGCACGUAUACCGCUCGAUGCUAGACCUAGAAUCGCUGGUGCCGCAGCUCUCAUUCAGACUCUGAUAUCGGAGUCUCCUAUACUCAAAGACGCCCUUUCUUCUUGGCUCGUCAAGUGUUCGACUACGGGCGUAGACCCCUCUGUCCUGGUAAUACGCGCUGUUGUUGCUAUUGUUGCUCUGGAUGAAGAUCGUCUGCAGACCUUAACGGAGAAGCUAAUGGCUGAUUUUGGGGACAGUCUCUAUAUCAGACAUACCCCAAUCCUUGUUCAAGAAUGUCUGACCAGAACGCUCCUACUUUGCUUCGGACACAUCCAUCGUAAGCAAUCGAUGGCACUGUUCAUGCUCGCGAGGUCGAGUACUCACAUGACGGCAAUCUCAAACAGGCUUUCUGCCUCAUCUCCGCGUGCCCGUUUCUUAGGCAUGGCAGUUGGGCAAAUCGUUUCGGGUCUUGUCGAUAACUCUGAGACUGUCAUGAAGUUUGACUUCGACGCUAGUGAGAAAGAAGAUCUGGAAAUGCUGCGUCAGUUAGUGAGCUUUGAAGAUACCAUUGGGAAUGUGGAGGACUUGACUCAGGCUGGCUUGCCAAAGAAGGACAAAGGUAUUGAAGCAAAGAAGCGCCCUGCAACGAAAUCACAGACAGUUGCGAGAACCUCAACACAAACCCAGAUAUCGGGUCCGCGCAUUGUCGAAGUACUUGAUGAUUCAGACGAAGACGAAGAUCUGGUACCGUAUAGCAAACCCGAUUCCGACCCUGAAGAUGAGGACGAUGACCCAUCGAUGGUCAAACGUGAUAAACCGACUGCACCUGUAUAUAUACGGGACCUCAUGUCGAGUGUCCGCGAUACAGAGAAUUACGAUCGACAUAUUCUGGCCUUCCGAGCAGCACCCGCACUGAUACGCCGCAAGACAGGCUUCGGCAAGGAAGUCAUAGAUCACAUAGGUGACCUUGCAGGGCUUUUUAUUGGCUUGACCGAUCAUUUCGAACUCGAUGAGGAGUUUGAUGAGGUUCGUCAGCAGGCUUUGAUCGCCAUCUUGCUUGCUCAACCUGCAUCGAUCGGCAAAGUAUACGCAAGGGCUUACUUCGAAGGAGAAUAUUCUAUUAGCCAACGUCUAGCAAUUUUGAGUGCAAUGGGACUAGGGGCAAGGGAAUUGGCUGGCUUCGAAGACUUUGAGCAAGACCAAAAGAUCAAAGAGGCGUCGAAAGCCUUCCCUUCUAAAAAGUUGCCGCCUCAUCUCCACCAAAUCUACGCAGAUGAAAGCCAGCCGGUGGCCGCUCUGUCCAGACGUCUUGAGCAGAUGAUGAUCAAGCCGAUGGCUCUGCAAGCUGCCGAUAAGGCCUCGGGUCCCAACAUCCUCAAAGUACGAACGUUUUCAUCUCGGAUGGAAGUAGAGAAGAAGCGCAAGAAACCUAUUGCAAACGAGCUAGCAAAGGUCGUCGCCCAGAGUUUCUUCUUCCCUUUGACUGGGCGGUGGUGGUCGCAUGUUCAGGCAUACGGCCCUUCAACUAUUCAAUCGACACCUCACUUACUGCCCACCUACCUCCGAACGCUCUCACUCCUACUGCACUCGUCAGGCCCGUCUACCCUCUCGCUGCCAUCGAUGACGUCCGAAUUCUGGGAUCUUCUUCUGUCGCUUCGGACCGUUGCAACGGGCGACAUAACUAUCAUGGAGGCUAUGCUAUUCUCCAUUCUGACUCUACUAGAUGUGAACGAAGACCAUAGGCGGAUCGCACAGGAGCAUCCGAAAGAGCUGCUAGAGACGCAAGUCUGGGUGAAGGGUGUAUGGGAAGCGAUGGGCAAGGGGUCAGAGGGGAGCCAAGAUGAACGUGUCAGAAUGCUUGCUGCCAGCAUAUUGGUCAGAAGUCAGGAGGUCGUUGAAAAGUACCAGAGGAUGCUUAUGGGAGAUAUGAUGGUACUGGACAAGUGACGAACCCCAUUCGAUGGGUUAACUGCAGAUUAUUGUGCGACGUCCAGAUAGUGGACCGUCAGGCU